This is a messenger RNA of Prorocentrum cordatum, 1568 nucleotides long. NCBI's taxonomy places the organism in Eukaryota, Dinophyceae, Prorocentrales, Prorocentraceae. The record is from the annotation of a GenBank genome assembly.
GGAGGUUUGAGGAGCCUCUCGAGCGAUCUAUUAUCGAUUACCUAUUUCUGCCUCCCGUUGCAAUCUGGGCCCAAUAGCGCUGCGAGUACACAUUGCGCAGAAGGUCCCAGUGUCUGUCCCGCAGAAACGUAGCGCCAUGGCGUCUUUGAGCACAAUUGCAAUGUCGCUGCUGGCUUUGGGGAUGCUGCCAGCGGCGUCGUCGGAGGCCUCCCUCCGCGUGCACGCUGCCAUGGGCAAGGAGGAGCCGCACCCCCCGCCCGAGCCGACGGUGCCGGAUAUGCCUACGAAGGAAGACGGUGCGUUCAAAGACAAGCCUACGGCCUGCCUCGCCUGCAAGUACGCGGCCACCGGGUCCUGCGCGAUGUACAAGACCUGCAUCUGCUACGCCACGAACUCCUUCUUCGAGGUGAUGGGCGUGCCGAGCCCGACGGACACGAGCAACUGGCACUGGGCGUGCGGCAACGAGGGCGGGGACAAGUACGAGCUGUGCCACUCGGUCAACGAGCACUACGAGGACAAUUUCGGCGACAAGAUCGACCCCAACAAUCCCAAGUGCCCGUGAGCGUGCGGGGACCGGUGGCAGCCUUCGCUCUCUCAAGCUGGUGGCGGCCCGUCCCUGGAGAAGUGUCCUACAGCUCCGCCUCCAGCCCGUCCUCGGCGUCGCCAAAGUCCUGCACCUCGCCCGUCCAGUCUGCCUCCUCUUACUCCUCCUCCUCCUCCUCCUCCUCCUCCUCCUCCUCCUCCUCCUCCUCCUCCUCCUCCUCCUCCUCCUCCUCCCCCCGCAGUUCCCUGUUCGUGCUCCUUGCUUCUGCUUCCCGCUGCAAUCUGGGCCCAAUGGCGCCACGACUGCACAUCGCGCAGGAGGUCCCAUUGUCUGCCCCGCAGCAAACGUAGCGUCAAAGCCUCCCCUCUUGCGCCAUGGCGUCUUUGUGUGCGACUGCCAUCUCGCUGCUGGUUCUGGGGAUGCUGCCAGCGGCGUCGUCGGAGGCCUCCCUCCGCGUGCACGCUGCCAUGGGCAAGGAGGAGCCGCACCCCCCGCCCGAGCCGACGGUGCCGGAUAUGCCAAAGAAGGAAGACGACGGGGCGUUCAAAGACAAGUCUACGGCCUGCCUCGCCUGCAAGUACGCGGCCACCGGGUCCUGCGCGAUGUACAAGACCUGCAUCUGCUACGCCACGAACUCCUUCUUCGAGGUCAUGGGCGUGCCGAGCCCGACGGACACGAGCAACUGGCACUGGGCGUGCGGCAACGAGGGCGGGGACAAGUACGAGCUGUGCCACUCGGUCAACGAGCACUACGAGGACAACUUCGGCGACAAGAUCGACCCGAACAAGCCCAAGUGCCCGUGAGCGUCUCCCGUCCCCCUCGUCUCCGGCCCCUCCUCAGCUCUACUUUUUCGAUUAUCGCCUGGUACACCCCCGCGCACUGCAUAUCGUCGUCGUCCUCCGCGUCCGCUGCCGCCCCCUCUCUGCUCCUGGGCGAGAGCUGGGUACACAUGUCAUCGCAUGCCUUUCCAACGCGUAGCCUUCGUGUGGACGGGUACUCCGGCCCUCUCCAGGCGAACGCAACG